AGUUGUAUUGAAGAAUAUGUCUUCCCCUACUAAGGCGGCCAGUGGUGUGUCCAAGGACAUCAAGAAGAAGAGACGUUCCCGUUCAGAGACCUUCAACAGCUACAUCUUCAAGGUCCUCAAGCAGGUCCAUCCUAAGACGGGCAUCUCCAAGAAGAGUAUGAUGAUUAUGAACUCCCUCGUGAAUGACACUUUCGAUAGGAUUAUGACCGAGGCCAGUAAAUUGUGCAAAUACAGCAACAAGGGGACUCUUUCGAGUAGGGAGAUACAGACUGCUAUCAGGCUGGUCCUUCCCGGUGAGCUGGCUAAGCACGCUGUGAGUGAGGGCACUAAGGCUGUGACCAAGUUCACGUCUGCUUAAAGAUUCGAUGAUUAUUUACACUUACCUUUUAACGAAUACGAGAAUACUCAGUUAUCCGUUU
Perkinsus marinus ATCC 50983 is the source of this 419-nucleotide messenger RNA. RefSeq names its product histone H2B, putative. Gene Ontology annotation, molecular function: protein heterodimerization activity; structural constituent of chromatin; DNA binding. The transcript has a single exon. Gene Ontology annotation, cellular component: nucleosome. The record is from RefSeq and is a predicted model, not a curated record. Gene Ontology annotation, biological process: nucleosome assembly. Lineage: Eukaryota; Perkinsozoa; Perkinsida; Perkinsidae. The coding region runs from base 17 to 358 and encodes 113 amino acids.